CACACACAUCUUUUCCCUCAUGAAGUUCCAAGGAAUGUCCUUCCAAGAGUUUGACUCCCUUGCAAGAACAGAACUUACAGCAAUAUAAAUAUCCUGUGUCAAAGCCUGUUGAAGACUCUUCUGUUUGCUGCUCUUCACUCACCAUGAAGAACAUUACGCAACUCUUCUCAGCAGUCUUGCCGUGGCUGCUACUGCUGUUCACUCCAUUAGGGUUUUGUGACCAGAGAGUUCAUUGCCAGUGGGGGCCUUACGGUGAUUGGUCACAGUGUGACGGCUGCACCAAAUUACAGACAAGAAGCCGAGUCAUGGCCGUCUACGCUCAGUUUGGAGGGAACCCCUGCGAUGGAGGGCGGACUCAGACCAGGUCCUGUGAAACCACGACAGGCUGCCCUCUAGAGGAUGGGUGCGGAGACAGGUUUCGCUGUCGAUCGGGGAAGUGUGUCAGCCAGUCUCUGGUGUGUAACGGGGAUCAGGAUUGUGAGGAAGAUGGACACGAUGAACGUGUCUGUGGCACUGAAAAAUACAUUGUGUGUACAAAAACAACUCUGCCGCCUAACGUUGAACACUUGGGACUCGGGUUUGAUGUGGUUUCAGGGAAGCGGCGGGCCAGUGUCAUUAACACAAAGAGCUUUGGGGGCCAGUGUCGCACCAUCUACAGCGGUGUCCACAAUGCUAUCUACAGACUGCCCCUCAGUACUAUCCAGUACAGCUUUUUGGUUAAAGCUCAGAAUGACUUCAGUGAUGAGAUGUUCUCCAGCACAUGGCACUAUGCAAAAGACAUUGUCAACAGACAGAAAGUGUCCGGGACCACAACAGGAUAUCGAAACUAUGACCUUCACGAGACAGAAGACAGAAGCAGAACCCAGAAGAUUUUAGUUUUAAAGAAUGACAUAGAGGUGGCUCAGUUCCAGAGCAACUCUGCUCAGUAUCUCCCGAUAUCUGAGGAGCUGUGGAAGGCACUGGUCAAACUCCCCUCAGUCUACAACUAUGCUGCCUACAGGAAGGUUUUGGAAAGGUUUGGAACACACUACCUGUCUGAGGGAAACCUUGGAGGCUCCUUCAAGGUCCUCGCCAGGAUUGAUGAAGAAACAGAAAAAUAUAUGUUGAGGGAAAGCCAUCAGUACAACGAAUGUGAAAGGACUAAACGUUGGAUUCUUUUUUUCCCCAUCACCCGCGUGGACUGCAGGAGUGGUCAACACAGCCACACAUCAUCUCAUGGUUCAACCAGGAAUAGUCAGGUGAAAAGAGUGGAUGUGGAAGGAGGAGGCAUCCAACAUAUUGCAGCACUGAAGACCAUGCAGCUCGCUGAUCCGAAUAGGAACUGGGAAAUGUACUCAAACUGGGCUGACUCUGUUCGAUCAUUUCCACAAGUCACAAAACAAAAGCUGCGGCCGCUGUCAGAGCUGGUGAAGGAGGUCCAGUGUGCAGGGGUGAAGAAGCUCUACCUUCGCAGGGCCAUAGAGCAGUACCUUAGCGAGAGCGACCCCUGCCACUGCCGGCCCUGCAGAAACAAUGGCAUCGUCGUCAUGGAUGGAGAUGAAUGCAAAUGCAUCUGUAAGCCCGGCACGUCAGGCCUGGCCUGUGAGCAGGGAACUGAGGUGGAGGGUCAGCAGGGAGUGAUCCACGGUAGCUGGACCUGCUGGUCCGCCUGGUCGUCGUGCUCUGGGGUUCGAAGGUCAAGAAGUCGCUCCUGCUCUAAUCCCACUCCUCAAAACGGGGGACAACAUUGCAUCGGAGAAACAACUGAGACAUCUGACUGUGAAGACCAAGACUUGAAAUACUUAAAAAACAUGGAGCCUCAGUGCUUUGACCAAACACUCACAGCGAGUCAGAGGUGUGGAACCCCACCUGCUCUCAUCAACGGCUACGUCCUGGACCCUAAGGACAUUUACCUUGUGGGCAGUAAGGUUGAGUACACCUGCACUGACGGUUACUACCUUAUCGGCCAAACAACCCUAGAAUGCACUGCUAAUCAAACCUGGUCUAGCAGGCCUGGACUGUGCACAGUCUCAAUGUGCAGGCUUGAGUCCCUCACUGAUGGCGUCACAGCCUCUCCUCUAAAUGAGGCCUAUGGCAUAGGGGAGACAGUCACCUUGUCCUGUCCGCCAGGUCAACAGCUUUUAGGAGAAACAAUGAUUAUAUGUGACCCCAGUCUGAAUUUUUCACCAGACCCAGCAGACACCAAAUGCAGCCCAGUCACUGUGCCACAAGUCAUCGCUCCCUUGGUGCAAUGUAAACCAUGGGAGAAGUCUUCCAGAGGAAAAUGUGUUUGCAAAAUGCCUUUUGAGUGCAGUUUGUCUUUGGAGGUGUGUGCCAGUCCUGUUGUGAGGAGAAAAACAGUCCUUCUGAAUGUGUGCAAAAUGCAUGCGCUGCAGUGUAUGGGCAAGAACCACGUGAUCGAGGAGGAUGUCGCCUGCAACUGGCCGGAGCGUAACACGACAGGCUGCGCCAACUGUCACAUGUGGGAGACCUGUGAUGAUCAAAGCAACGAGUGUCGCUGUAAGGACUCUGCAGAUUGCUUGAACCCAGGAUUAAACGUGUGUGUCCGUGUCGGGGAGGACGCGACUGCAGCAAAUCAGACCCUGAGCGAGUGUGAAGCAGGGCUGAAGCGGUGUAAAGGAGAAAAAGUGUCAGUUGUCAGUAUCCUGCCUUGCACUGCCUGAGGAUGCAGGAGGAGGAUUUGACCUCACGACCUUCUAUCUCCACCUUCCUUCAAACAUUGAUCCUGUAUCACACUUUCCUCGUGCAUUUCCAAUGAUUGUAUUAAGAGUCACUGCUUCAACUCAUAGUGAAAUCACCUUGUUAUUCAUGUACAAAACUAUGGUGUUAAACUGUGUUCAGACUGUGUUGAAUUCCGUUUCAUUAUUUCGCUUUUGAUGAUGGUCUUAUAUACACUGCUCAAAAAAAUAAAGGGAACACUAAAAUAGCA
This is a messenger RNA of Chelmon rostratus (copperband butterflyfish), 2929 nucleotides long. Its product is annotated as complement component C7-like. The record is from RefSeq and is a predicted model, not a curated record. The transcript is spliced from 18 exons. Gene Ontology annotation, molecular function: protein binding. Gene Ontology annotation, cellular component: membrane attack complex. Bases 144 to 2663 code for a protein of 839 amino acids. Lineage: Eukaryota; Metazoa; Chordata; Actinopteri; Chaetodontiformes; Chaetodontidae. Gene Ontology annotation, biological process: immune response.